This is a messenger RNA of Sceloporus undulatus (fence lizard), 6746 nucleotides long. RefSeq names its product fibronectin type III domain containing 3A (gene FNDC3A). The coding region runs from base 307 to 4146 and encodes 1279 amino acids. The record is from RefSeq and is a predicted model, not a curated record. NCBI's taxonomy places the organism in Eukaryota, Metazoa, Chordata, Lepidosauria, Squamata, Phrynosomatidae. The transcript is spliced from 28 exons. Gene Ontology annotation, molecular function: protein binding.
UCUCGAAAUAUUUGAGACGCAGAUUCCUGAUCUAACUUUGCAGCUGUGCAAAGACAGUAGUAGGACAUGGAAAGCAACCAAGGGGCCGAAAGCAUCUACACAAAAAAGAGGGACUCUGAGCAACUUUGAGUGCGUUUAUCGCUUCUCUCGAUCUCUUUUAAGGACUUUUCUGGAACCGCAAGCUUCUCGUCGAUCUAAUCUAGGAGUGCGCGACUUUUCAACCUCAAGGCAAUGGUACAGAGAGUUCCUAAGCAAACUCCCACACCAGCAUUACCAGGUGGCUGCCGUGAGAGAAACUAUUAAUGAAUGGUCAUUUCAGCUAUGAUGGCAGACCAGCCACCUCCAUUAGAAGCCACACCUAUUUUGAAUGAAGUGCCACUUCUACCUCAUAUGGUCAAUGGGGACACCACACAACAGACUGUUGAUCAGUGGGGUGGGUGGUAUUCCCAGCAGAAUCCCUAUUCUGUCCCAGCCACCCGCCACCCACCCGCACACCUUCCAAUAAACACGCUCAAACGUAGCAGACUAUGGGAUGGGGCACACGGUGAGGGAGAUAGGAUCCUGAUAGACCGCUUCAGCUCUGCUUCCCUGCCUCCCUGCUUGCUGCUGGACAGAGAUCCCAGGUGGAGAAAGCAAUGCCGAAACAGGCAGGUUAUCCUUGUGCAAGUAAACCCAGGGGAGACUUUCACGAUUAGAACUGAGGAUGGACACAUUCAGUGUAUCCAAGGUCCAGCACAUGUUCCUAUGAUGUCACCAAAUGGUUCUGUGCCUCCAAUAUUUGUGCCUCCUGGCUAUGUAUCUCAGGUGGUGGAAGAAAAUGGAGUUCGGAAGGUUAUAGUUUUGCCACAUUCUACCGAAUUCCACCCCUCCAUGCAUCCACCUCCUCCACAUGUGCCCCAUUAUAUGCACCCUCACCCUGCUUUGCUUCCCCAUCCACCUCAUCCAGUAUAUCCUCCAGUUCCGGGGACAGGAGAAAUACCACCGCAGUUCAUUCAUCAGCAUCCACCACCGCCAUCACCACAUCUUUACCAAGAACAAGAGUCCCGUUCCCAUGGCAGAGCAAAUUUUGUUCAGCGAGAUGAAAGGACUCUCAAAAUGCAGGAGCAUUUGAAGAAAAGACUAAAAGACCGACAAGCUAGUGGACAUACAAAUAACAAAAUGAACAGCCCUCCUUCCUCACCUCAUAAGGUUAACAAUUCCUCAAGUACCAAUGUUCAGAAUGGAUUAGGAAAGGGACAGCAAGGAUCAGGAGGGCAAAUCAAACAGAAGCAAGUAGGAAAAGCCAGAGGAAGCCCCGUCCCAUCAGGCGAUUCAGGAAUGGGAGAAUCUGACACAGAAUCUAGAAAAUCUGAAGAGCUUUUGAGCUUCAGUAAGCCUACAGUAUCUGCAAUUCAAGCAAGGUCUGCAGUUGUGUCCUGGAGCCCUCCAGUUGUGUCGCAAAGUGAAGAAACUCAUAAUCUCACUCCUACAACAUUCACAUUUGAAGUGGCAGUUUCGAACAGUGGUAAAAAUGGGAAGUUUAAAUCAGUUUACACUGGUGAAGAGACAACUUUUACACUUCCUGAUCUCAGACCAGCAACAGAUUAUCAUGUCAGAGUUUCAGCCUCAAGUAGUUCCACAAAGGAAACAGUUUCAGAGCUGGCAAGUUUUACUACAGAGAGUUGUGAACCAGACCCUCCAGCUGCACCUAAAGUAGUCAAUAAAACCAAAAACAGCCUGAAUUUACAGUGGAAGUCCUCCAAUGACAAUGGCUCCAAAGUGACCAACUACCUUUUAGAAUGGGAUGAGGGGAAGAAUAGAGCAUUCAAGGAAUGCUACUAUGGCCAUCAGAAGCAACACAAAAUAACCAAGCUGUCCCCUUCUACAAAGUACACAUUCAGGUUGGCAGCCAAAAACGACAUUGGAAUGAGUGGCUUCAGUGAGACAUUGGUGUGUUACACAGUAGGAAUUGUCCCACCGCCACCUUUGUCGCCUCGGCUGACCGAAGCAGGGGUGACAUGGUUAUCCCUCAAAUGGAGCCCUCCCAACGGCGUCUCUUCAGAUGACUCUCUGACGUACAUUUUAGAAAUGGAAGAGGAAGGUUCGGAUUAUGGUUUUCAAGCAGGGUACAAUGGAGAUGAACUUUCUUGCACUUUAAAAGACCUUAGAAGGAGUACUUCUUAUAAAUUUAGGCUGUUUGCUCAUAAUACUGAAGGAAAAAGUGGUCCUAGUGAGGUAGUAGAGUACAGCACAAGUCCUGACAAACCUGGAGCUCCAAGUAAACCAAGCGUAAAGGGAAAGAUCCAUUCACAUAAUGUGAAAGUUACCUGGGAUCCACCAAAGGAUAAUGGAGGAUCAGAGAUCUCUAUGUAUGUCCUAGAAAUGUCAGAGGCCUCAGCUGGCAAUAAAUGGGAAACGGUUUAUAGUGGUCCCACAAGAGAACAUGUAUGUGCUCAUCUCAAGCCUGGUACUUCUUACAGACUACGAGUUUACUGCAUUGGUAGCGGGGGCCAAAGUCAGGCAUCUGAUGUCCUCAUUGUUCAGACAGCAGCUGUUCCUCCAGGGCCGUGCCAUUCUCUGUGUCUGGCUAGCAAAGCCAAGCCUAAGGAAGUCUCUCUUCAGUGGGAUCCGCCGUCCACAGAUGGGGGCUCAGAAGUAACAGAGUACAUUGUGGAAAUAGCAAACUGUGACCAGGAUGAGCGCAAACAAGUGUACCGUGGCCAGACACUAGAAUGCACAGUGCCUGGUCUCCUUCCUGGGAGAACCUACUGCUUCUGGAUUCGAGCAGCCAACAAAGUUGGGCUUGGUCCUUAUUCAGAAAAGGCAGAAAUCUCUACAGCUCCUGGACCCCCAGAUCCAUGCUGUGUUCCCCUUCUAUCCUGUAAGACAGCUACAUGUGUAGUAGCCUCAUGGGAGAUCCCAGCAUGUAAUGGUGCAGAUGUUAGCGAAUACAGGCUGGAGUGGGGACAAGUGGAAGGGUCAAUGCACAUAAUCUACUCUGGUCCUCUUCUGAGCUAUGAGGUGAAAGGACUCACGCCCGCGACCACAUAUUAUUGUAGAGUACAGGCUGUGAAUAUCACCGGCGCAGGACUGUUCGGGGAAAUAGGGAUGAUUACAACCCCAGCUUCAGUUCCAGCUGCGGUGUCUGUGUUGCACUUGCUCGAAGAAGACCAGAUGGAAGCCCCUCUUCCCCUCUCGACGUGCCUUGCUCUCCAUUGGGAAGAGCCCUGUUGCCAUGGGGCAGAGGUCUUGGGCUACAACAUAGAGUAUGGGGAAAAACAGAUCUCGACAGUCAACCGAGUUACAAGCCAUGUUUUGGAGAACCUGCAACCCGACACUUUAUACAGGAUCCGAAUCCAGGCCUUCAACAGUCUCGGAGCGGGUCCCUUCAGUCCCUCCAUUAAAGCGAAAACAAAGCCUUUGCCGCCAGAUCCCCCACAUCUGGAAUGUGUCGUUUUCAGUUACCAGAGCCUUAAGCUGAAAUGGGGUGAAGGUCCGAGCCGAGCUUUAAUUGCCAACCCCACACAGUUCAACCUGCAGAUGGAGGAUAGGUUUGGCAGAUUCAUCACUGUCUACAGUGGACCUUGUCACACAUACAAAAUGCAGCGGCUUAGUGAAUCCACAACAUACUUCUUUAAGAUCCAAGCGUGCAAUGAUGCCGGUGAAGGAGAAUUUUCCGAAGUUUACGCAUUCAGUACAACCAAAUCUCCACCGCCAGCACUGAAAGCACCUAAAGUACAUCAGCUGGGAGAUAACAUCUGUGAAGUCGCAUGGGAGCCUUUGCAGCCAAUGAAAGGCGAUGCCAUUGUUUACAUUUUGCAACUUGCCAGUGGGAGGGAAGUUGAUCAGGUAUAUAAGGGACCAGAGACUUCAUUCCGCUUCACCAACAUGCAGACAAACUGUGAAUAUCGAUUCAGGGUGUGUGCUGGGCGCCAGUAUCAGGACUCUACUGGAUUGCAAGAACUGUAUGGACCGUAUAGUCCUAGCACAGCGUUUUCAUCUCAGAAACAGGAGCUCAUUUCGCAGUGCUCAGACACAGGUCCCGACCUUACGAAAAGUAGGAGGAAGCCGCUGAGCGACGAACAGUUUGCGUUCCUGCUUCUCAUCAUCUUUGCGACCGUUGCCAUCCUGUUUGCCGUUAUCAUCCAGUACUUCGUGAUCAAGUAAGCGAGCGAGCGUUGAGAAUUGACAUCAUUACUCAGCUUAUUAUUUUUUUCAUACGGAAGUUAUGCCUUGGGUAUUUAUGUAAAUUCCAAUUAAAAUGCUAGCUGGGAAUGAUUGUAUAAGACACACAUUUCCAUUUUUGCUGCUGACUAACAGCAAAGGCUGGGUAGGUAGAACCCCUCUCCCCAAAAACUCACCCUAUCUCCAAGGGGGCCAGGGAUAAAGGGGUUGGGGAGCAAUGAAGAGAAGAAAAUCCCUAUUAUAGCACAGUUGUGCAUCUUCUAAUCAGGGUUUGCUGUUUAAAACAGCUAAAACAAAAAAAACAAAAAGCUGCCUUAACACGCACUUGUGAUUCUCAGAGAGCUUGACUUUUAAUACUCAUGGCAAGACCUUUAUACUCAAGUAGAGCAAAGCCAAGGAAGGGGGGCAGGGGAAGACCAGCUGCUUCAACCUAAAUCUCAGCCUGUAUGAGAUAUAGCAGCAGAGAUGCUUAAGCGUAGAUCAGUACUGUAUUACAGGACAUUGCUAAAGCAUACCACAUCCGAUAAUAUAUUGUAGGCAAGAAAAACGAAACCAAAAUGUUAAUCAACUUCUUACUUUAGUGCUAGUGCUAUUUUCAUUUUAUUUCCAGUUGCUUUUAAGCGUUGGGAUCGUUCCAGUAGUUAACUAUCACUUUUAAGAGAUGAGGGUGGCAGGUGGUGCUGAUGGUCUUUUAGAAAGUAUGCGGGGCGCCCAGUUUGUCUACGGACCGAGGGACUUGCGUUGGUAUGAGAUGGCAAAACGCGCCCCCCCCCCCUUCUUCUAUACUGUACAUUUCUGAAUGAAAUGCUUUCCGUUGUUGGAAAACAACCGUUGGCCCGACCCAGAGUUCACUCUCAGUGCCUGAGAGACCAGUAACACCCUGUGCUUCUGACUCCAACCGUUGCCGCCGCUGCUGCCGCCGCGUUUGCUUCAGAAGAAAAGCACAGAAUUUUUUUUGUCUUUUAACGAGAACAAAAAGUGCAUUUAUGAUAAAUGUUUCACUAUUUGGCUCAAACUGAGCAAAUGUUUUUUGUACUAUUCUUAACGUGAAAUUUAAAGAUGAUGAUGAUAAUAAUAAUAAUGAUAAGAUUCAAGCUGUGGUUUGGUUUUGGGUUCUCCCCUCCCCGUCUUCGGGACGCCCUCCUAACGUAAUCCAGCUGAUCAAGUCACACGUGGAAAUGAUUUUUCUUUUCUUCUUCUAGAGGGUUAUACAUACGUUUUGAAGGAAUUGCUGCCUCUCCUGCAGCAGUUUCAUAUUCCAUUCUUUUGUGGUUGAAGUCCUCCUCCCCCCCGUUUUGUGAGAAAUACUUCAGUGACAGGUCUGGCUUCGGGUGGAAUAGUGUUUUUGUUUCGUUUUUUCCUUUGUUUCCGGGGGGGUGAAUAUCAUGCACUACAUAGGACUGUUCUUUGUCAAGCCUCUGCAGCAGGUACCUGUGAAGUAAAAGUAAUUAAAUGUCGUCUUUACAUUGUGCUCUUUUUGGAAGCUGGAAACAACCCAUUUUGUUUCAGAGGAAGAAGCUCCCGUUCAAAGGCCCGCGCGUUUUGUUACGUUUUGCAUACCGACAGGGACUAAACAGCUAUCCUUUACGAAACACCAGAACGCUUGCACUCAUGAGACAGUGGAUGUAAUGUGUAAACUCAUCAUUUUAGCUCGAGACUUGUCUGUUUCAGACAACCGGACAUCAUAAAAGUGUCCCUCAACCAGCUGUUAGUUCAUAAUGAUAGCUUAUGGUUUGUGGCAUUGUGUUUGCAUUUCACACCUGGGGGAAAAACACACACACACACACACACACACACAAAUGAUGGUAUCAUAUCACUUACUCUCUUAAAAAGUAGAUUUAUGGUGCAAUCUGAAAUUAACCUUUUUUUUUCUCCUUCAAAAAAAAUGUACUCUCCUUUUUGUGAUCUAUUUAUUUUGAUUUUUAAAAAAUUCUGGAAACAAAAUGUAUGUUUGAAUGUACUGUUCUACUUGUAGCAGAACUUUUAAGUUAAUCAUUUAUUGUAAUGGAAUCCUCUCUUCAAGUGUUGGAAAAGAGUUUUAUACAGAUGUUAGUGUCUUAGUUUGCAGGAACGUUUACAACCUUCUCCUUCAUUUCCUUUCACACUUCAUUUUAUACAAAUCAGUAGAUUUGUCUUCAGCAGAUUUCUGUUGCCAAAGGGUGUUUUUUUCAUUGUUAAACUCUGACAAACAAAAUGAUCGGGGGAAAAGAUCUCAAUGAAUUGGCAAUAGUCCGUCAGAUACGUUUUUGUUUUAAAUUGGGUUUUUCUGAAUACUAACCAAAAUUAUGACUUCCUAGAAAGUUAAAAAAAAAACCAGUUUAAUUUGUAUUUGUAAUUGCCACAAACUGUUUAUAUUUCCAGAAGGUUUGCUGGAAAGCAUAGUGUAGAAUUUUCUAUUUACAACUAUACAUUCCAGAUCGAUGUACUCUAGUGGCAUUAAUGUAUUAGAUCUCCUUUUCUUCUUGUAUUGUAAUUUUUGCUGUAUUUCAUACUUAUGUUAAACCUGCCAGACAUCGUAUUACUAAAUUGUAACUAUAAAUAGAUAAUAUAUUUAAUAUGGCCAAUAAAAACACAAAAUUGUU